Messenger RNA from Dimorphilus gyrociliatus, 853 nucleotides. The record is from the annotation of a GenBank genome assembly. NCBI's taxonomy places the organism in Eukaryota, Metazoa, Annelida, Polychaeta, Dinophilidae.
ACUUUACGACUUGGGCCAAGUGGGCAUGCUUAACAAUAGGGCAAACAUGAGCGGUAAAAAUUAUCAUGAUAAUAAUUCAAAGAACUAUCUUUCAUUGCGCAAACGGCAUAAAAACUAUAAUGAAGUUGACAAAGAUUCGGAAGCGGAGAGCUCAAAGAAACAUAAGGAAGAAAUUGGCAACAAUGAGUACAAAGAACAAAGAAGUGUUUCUCCGAAUGUUGCUUGUAUUAGUGGUGGUGAACACUCUCACAUGGGUGAUCAACUGAUAGAAGGAGGUCAAUUGGGAGAAAUGACGAAUAAACGAUCAUACAGGGAAGUUCGACAGUAUUGGACCGAUCAUCACGUGGUUAGAUUCUAUUUUGUGACAAGAGUUUACAAUCCCUAUGUUGAAUCUAUUCUGAAGGACUUUAAAGAUGACCCAAAACCGGAUUUUGUCAUAAUGAAUUCCACUUUGUGGGAUAUUUCCCGUUACGGUAGUAAUUCUAUUGCAGAAUACAAAUCGAACUUAAACAAACUAAUGCAACGGAUGAAAGAAGUUCUUAAACCUUCAAAACACUUUUUGUGGUUGAUUACACCCGAAACAUCUCGGGAAAUAAGAGGUGGUUUCCUACUACCGGGAAAAUCAAAACUACAUAGCGACCUUAUAUUUUCAACAACUCAAGCCAAUCACUUUUGUUCUCAAAUUAUUCCAACUUAUGGUUUCGACGUGCUAGAUCUCAAUUACUUUAUGCAAACGCAAAGUCAUAAACGUGAAAGGGACGGAAUUCACUGGAAUAGCCAAGCUCAUCGAAGAAUAACGAAUUAUAUUGUUCAACAUCUAUGUUCAGUUUGUAUCGACAGGGGUAGCGAUUAA